CUCUGUCGUAUUCGUAAACCGGAUAUUAUACGUUUCCACAGUUGAACUCCCAUUUUGAAAUUUUGCUUGUGGGUUUCUUCUUCUUGCGUCCAUUCUAAACCGCUCGCGACCUGAAGUAAGGCUUCUUUAUACUUCUUAGAAACAACAAUACCGUCGUAAUGAGGCCGAGAUAUACGCUUAUGGAAAUCAAAGCUCGUUACAGCACGAGCGUAAUCCAUCUCUAAUAAUUUAGCUGACUUCUCAGCAAAAGCAUGGGUACAAUGAUAAGCACCAUAAGGAAGCAUGUUCGACGUAUACAAAUCUAUGUUUCCAUAAGCAUUUUUUGGAACGACAUUGGCGACAACUGGCUUAGGGAUAUAAAGAUCAGUUUGUUCUUCGCCAUACAAAGGAAUGGUCCCUUUCGCUUUAUCUUUAGCGUACUUCAAUGGCUGGAUUCCUGGUUUUACGACACGCCCUUUGCGAUACCAACGGUCAGCAGAAAAAACCAGUUUAACAUAUUUUCUGGGAUAAACUAACUCUACUCCCUUUUUAGUGGAUAAUCUUCCACAUGAUUUCUUUGGGUCAAUAACCUCAUUUUUUCGUAAAUGUCUUUCAAUCGCGAAUAUUGGAUGAUCCUUAAGGUCUUGAAUGUUUUUGGGAAUUCCUUCUGCUUGUUCUAAUCUCAAUAAUUCUGCAUCUUCUAUAGCAUCACUAUCCCUAUAUAUAUCCUGGGGUCUUUUUAAUUUGGAUAAAAAGAGAUUUAACCAAUCGCUACCAAAAGGAAACAUCUCAAGUCGAUUCCUCAUGAUCCGAUAAUACCGCGAGGUAUAUCGUCUUGUAACAUCUUUCAUAUAUCCACUGGAUUCGACAGCAAAUACAUAAGUCAUUUGAUUUAAUGUAUCAGAUGAAGAUGGUUCGAAGCGGCUUGGUUUACCCACGGAAGAGGCAUCACCAAAAGGAUCAAUGCAAACCCAUUUCUGCAUCGAGGUGUUAAAUACUUCGGCCCAAAAUACAGGCUUUGGGGAAUCAAUGAAUUGCGGUUUCUCAAGAACUGGUGAAGCAUGAACAGGAGAAGAAGAUGAAAAACCUGGCUUCAACGUUCUUCUACGUUUUGAAGCCGUUGAAUCAGAAGAAGAAUCACUGGGAGAAAAUAGGUAUUCCAAACUAUCCUGAGGAGGAGAAUCAGUACUAAUUUGUGGACUUCGUCCUUCCGCGGACGCACCAACAAAGCGGAAACUAAGAGUCUGUAAAGAAAAAACCAAACGUGUUGGAACGUCUAGACUCCGAAGAAGAGAGACAAAUAACUGGGAACCUGUAUCGCGAUCACCUUCAAGGGCCUUUGCGGCUUUCAAAAAGUCUUCUUUUGAUACUGGUUCAUAACUCAGCGUAUCAUUUUGUAAAGCUCCGUACCAAGGUUUUCUAAGCCCACUCCUGGUAAUUUUGAAAUGACGCUUCCAAACUUCACAUAAUGCAACUAAAGCCUGUUGAAAGCUUUUAUUUCGGAUCAUUUGAGAUUUCUGGGACGAGCAAUGUAGAGACGCCUUUAUACCUGGCGGUACAAUCCUCGAGAGGUUUUUAAGUGCUUCAUCAUUACACCAUAAAUUUCGGAUGCACAGAUGAUAUGUAAGACAGAGUAGGUGCAUCUGAUGAAUUUGCAGACGGAUUUUUCGGUCGGCUGCUGUAAUCCUUAAGGCAGGUUUUUUCAAUGAUUUUUUCUGUUGUGCUAUAGUUUCGUCUAAAUAUACAUUUUGUUCAGUAUUCAGGUCAAGAGGUUGCUCUUCAAAUAAGGUCUUGCUCUUUAUUGCUGCUGGCUGUCCCAAGUCUAAAUCAAGCCAGUCUUCUUCGUCUUCACUGAAUGAUUCUUCAUUAGACAUUUUUUGAUAAUAAAUGAUCUAGGUCUAAUCGGUUUGCAAAAAGGUUUAAACACGGUCUAUGUUUAUCCAAAUAAAGUCCAAGUAGUAAAGAAUUCGUUACCUAUUUAUUAUUAAAAUACAGUUAUGAUUAUUUACAAAAUUAAAAUCCCAAGGUAAUGAAACCAAUUCCGUUCAUAUUUGAAUAUUUUCUUGCUUUUGGUGGUUUUGUUAUGGAGCCUCAAAAUUUACGACAGAUAUUCGUUUCAACGAGAUUACAAUCCUUUUGAGCUCUGUAAAAUAAGGAUUAUCUACUUCAAGAAGAAAAAAAAGAAAAAACAAAAAGCAAAAAAAAUCCUCAACAGAAGCAAUUCGCAGCCUAAUCACCUAUCUCUUGCUUUUCGUUUCUUAUACACUAUUUCCAACGAAAUACAUAAUCCUUUUGUGAAGAGAUUACACUACUGAGUUGUGCCUGGUUGUGAGACAAAAGAAGAAAAGCAAGGUACUAAAGAAUUAAAUUAUUUUAUAUUUUUAGUGAUUCUUGGAAAUUACAGAUACAAAAGAAAACUUGGAGUUGACCACCUACUUCAGGCUUAUUACUGUAUUUCCAUCAAUCGAUCUCGAAAUCACAGAAUACUCGACAUUCUACAAUAGUGUUAAGUGAGUGACUAUUGAUAUCUAGAAAGAUAUACUCAACAAUGGGAGAAUCUGGGUCAUCUUCAGCUGAUAUUUUCAUGAGCGAUGGCUCUUUACCAAACUCUGAAGCAUGGGAAGCCCGUUGUCGUAACAUUCGACUAAACACGUCGGACAUUAACUUGUUGGUGCUAGACUAUUUGAUUAUUCAGGGAAAUGAACAGGGUGCUCGUACUUUUGCAUCCGAGGCCGGAAUUGAAGAUUACUUUAUUCCAGGAAGUAUUCGAGAACGUAUGGAAGUGUGUGAAUUAAUCCGACAAGGAUCCAUCAAUUCGGCAAUGUACCAACUUAAUGAGUUAGAUCCAGAGAUUUUGGACAAGAAUACUGAGCUUCUUUUUGAGCUUUUGCGCCUAAAAUUGAUUGAACUUAUUCGCGAGGCAAUGAGUCGAGAUGAUGCUUCAGAUGAUACGAUCGAGAAGUGCUUGGCUUUUGCUACUGAAAACUUGGCUCCAAUUGCUCCUUUAAAUCCUGCAUUCCUCAGUUCAUUAGAGAUAACCAUGUCUUUGCUUUGUUUUUCGCCUAGUUCUUAUACUCCAGCGUUAAAGAACGCGCUAGACCCUUCUCAGCGUGAACGUGUAGCCAAUUUGGCAAACUUGGCGAUGCUCAAAUCCCAGGGCUUGCCAAACGAAUCUCGGCUGCUCGCCUUGGUCAAUUUUGAGAGCUGGUGUAGAAAGCAAGCAGAAAAGCAGUCUAUCCGUGUUCCUCAAUUUGCUAUAAAUCCUUAAUGAUUAACGUUUCUUACGAUUUGUAUGAAUUAACUGAACUACAGUGUUAUUAUGAAUUUUAGAUGGAUUGACAUCUGAGUUAACAAGCAUACGAGUGUUAAUAAAAUGAAUUAAAGCUGA
This is a messenger RNA of Schizosaccharomyces octosporus yFS286, 3367 nucleotides long. Its product is annotated as proteasome-dependent catabolite inactivation protein. Gene Ontology annotation, cellular component: cytoplasm; nucleus. Bases 2528 to 3247 code for a protein of 239 amino acids. The record is from RefSeq and is a predicted model, not a curated record. The transcript is spliced from 3 exons. Gene Ontology annotation, biological process: proteasome-mediated ubiquitin-dependent protein catabolic process. Gene Ontology annotation, molecular function: protein binding. NCBI's taxonomy places the organism in Eukaryota, Fungi, Ascomycota, Schizosaccharomycetes, Schizosaccharomycetales, Schizosaccharomycetaceae.